AGUCACAAAGCGUUUCCGGUUCCGUGUUUCGUCGCCAUUUUGCUACAGUUCGUGACACGCAGCAGCAGCAGCAGCAGCGCAAAGUUUCAGCCAGCGACAGAAACAAGCUUAUUGUCGCUUUCAGGGGAUUUUUUUGUUCGAGAUGAGUGGCUGUCGUGUUUUCAUUGGCCAUUUGAGCCCACACGCCAGAGAGAGGGACGUGGAGAAGUUUUUUAAAGGAUAUGGCCGAAUCAGGGAAAUAAAUUUGAAGAAUGGUUUUGGGUUUGUGGAGUUUGAUGACUACAGAGAUGCAGAUGAUGCUGUGUAUGAGUUGAAUGGAAAAGACUUAUGCAAUGAAAGGGUGACUGUUGAGCAUGCUCGGUCCAAGAGAGGUGGAGGCAGAGGAGGUGGUCCAGGCAUGGGGCGUUUUAGCAGUUAUGGCUACCCUUCGUCUCGUAGUGCAGGAUCCAGAUAUGGGCCGCCUGUGCGUACAGACUAUAGGCUGGUUGUGAAGAACCUCUCCACGCGCAUUAGCUGGCAGGACCUUAAGGACUUGAUGAGAAAAGCUGGAGAAGUCACUUUUGUGGAUGCUCACCGUCCCAUACAAAAUGAAGGUGUGGUGGAGUUUGCUUCCCGAAGUGAUAUGAAGAAUGCCCUCUCCAAACUGGAUGGGACUGACUUGAAUGGACGCAAAAUCAAGCUGUAUGAGGACUCCAAAGAUCGUAGCCGUUCUCGCUCACGCAGUUACUCGAGGAGCCGCUCCCGAAGCCGUGGUCGGUCCAGGUCCAGGUCCAGGGGCCGCAGCAGGUCCAGGAGCAGGAGCAGGAGCAGGAGCAGAUCCAGAGGCAGCCGGACUCCAGAGAAGAAGAGCUCCGGCUCCAACAAGAACUCCAACAAAUCCCCUCCAAGGUCUAAAUCCAGAUCCAAGUCCCGUUCUAGAUCUAAAUCCAGGUCUAAAUCUCAUUCCAAGUCCAGAUCUCCCUCCCCAGCUCCUGUUCAGAAAGCACAAUCUCGUUCUAAAUCUCGCUCCAAAUCUCGCUCUAAAUCUCGUUCCAAAUCUCGCUCCAAGUCCCGCUCCAAAUCCCGUUCAAAGUCUCCCUUCAUAUCUCCCUCCAAGUCUAAGUCUAGAUCCAGGUCUCGAUCCCGAUCUCGUUCAGCCUCCGCAGAUAGCAAACACUGAAACUUCCCUUGUACCAUAUUACAAGACUGGUUGUAAUCUUAAUUUGUUUUGGUAAUGGAGAGGAGAAUAUUGCCUUUAUCUUAACUCCCAUCUUAAAUAGGGCCAAGAGCAGCUCUGAUUUAAGUAAUUUAUUUUUGGACAUUUACAUUUUUUGUUUCAAAACAGUUUACUUAAAUCAGUCAACUUUAUUUUAUUAACUUUUGGUGGAGAAAACGUCAGCCUGCGAUCUGCCUUGUAGCCCUACAAUCCCUCUACUGCUUUGCAUUGGGCUGUAUGCUAAUAUUAGAUGAUGCAUUUAUUUUUACAUUGAUGAUAAACUGUGAUUAACUUCUAAAAGGCACUAACAAGGUCCUAGUUUGGCAUUUACAGCCCUUAAAUCUAAAGGAAAUCUCAUUGGUAAUGUGUAAAGCUCUGCAGUAAUCUUGCUAUCCAAAUUUUAUAGAUUGAAGUGUAUGAGGGCCUUGUCUGUUCAGUGUCUGAUUUUUUUUUUUUUUUUUUUUAGUUUGCUGAUUUGUUAAAUGUCAUUCCAACAGGAAAUUGUGUCUUCAUUUGAUACUAAUUAAAGCAUUCAUACAUUUUCUUUAUGUAUGUAGCAGUGUCCUGAAUAUAUGCUGUGUAUUGUUUGUUUCUUUAAAAAUGUUGAAUGUGAAAUUGAGCUUGCAUAUUGAGGAAAAUAAAACUUAAAAAUAA
This is a messenger RNA of Boleophthalmus pectinirostris (great blue-spotted mudskipper), 1849 nucleotides long. RefSeq names its product serine and arginine rich splicing factor 5a (gene srsf5a). Gene Ontology annotation, cellular component: nucleus; ribonucleoprotein complex; cytoplasm. Gene Ontology annotation, molecular function: mRNA binding. The transcript has 8 exons. NCBI's taxonomy places the organism in Eukaryota, Metazoa, Chordata, Actinopteri, Gobiiformes, Gobiidae. The record is from RefSeq and is a predicted model, not a curated record. Bases 143 to 1159 code for a protein of 338 amino acids.